GGUCGCUCCACCAGCCAGCCAAGAUGCCUGAGGAAACCCAGACCCAAGACCAACCCAUGGAGGAGGAGGAGGAGGUGGAGACUUUCACCUUUCAGGCUGAAAUUGCCCAGUUGAUGUCAUUGAUCAUCAAUACUUUCUAUUCGAACAAAGAGAUCUUUCUGAGGGAGCUAAUUUCAAAUUCAUCAGAUGCUUUGGAUAAAAUCAGAUAUGAAAGCCUGACUGAUCCCAGUAAACUUGACUCUGGGAAGGAGCUGCACAUUAAUCUCAUUCCCAACAAGCAAGAUAGAACCCUCACUAUCGUGGACACUGGGAUUGGCAUGACCAAGGCUGACCUGAUCAAUAAUCUCGGCACUAUUGCCAAGUCUGGAACCAAAGCCUUCAUGGAGGCUCUGCAGGCUGGCACAGACAUUUCCAUGAUUGGCCAGCUUGGUGUGGGCUUCUAGUCUGCCUACUUGGUUGCUGAGAAGGUGACUGUGAUCACUAAGCAUAAUGACGAUGAGCAGUAUGCCUGGGAAUCCUCAGCAGGGGGCUCGUUCACAGUGAGAACUGACACAGGGGAACCAAUGGGUCGUGGAACAAAGGUUAUCCUGCAUCUGCAAGAAGACCAAACUGAGUACUUGGAAGAGAGAAGAAUAAGGGAGAUUGUGAAGAAACAUUCGCAGUUUAUUGGCUAUCCUAUUACUCUCUUUGUGGAGAAGGAACGUGAUAAAGAAGUAAGUGAUGAUGAAGCUGAAGAAAAGGAGGAAAAAGAAGAAAAGGAAUCUGAAGAUAAACCUGAAAUUGAAGAUGUUGGUUCUGAUGAAGAAGAAGAAAAGAAGGAUAGUGAUAAGAAGAAGAAGAAGAUUAAGGAGAAGUACAUUGAUCAAGAAGAACUCAACAAAACAAAGUCUAUUUGGACCAGAAAUCCUGAUGAUAUUACUAAUGAAGAGUAUGGCGAAUUCUACAAGAGCCUAACCAAUGAUUGGGAGGAACACUUGGCAGUGAAGCAUUUUUCUGUUGAAGGACAGUUGGAAUUUCAAGUUCUUCUUUUUGUCCCAAGGCAUGCUCCUUUUGAUCUGUUUGAAAACAGAAAGAAAAAGAACAACAUUAAGUUGUAUGUACGCAGAGUUUUCAUCAUGGAUAACUGUGAGGAGUUAAUCCCUGAGUAUCCGAAUUUUAUUAGAGGAGUGGUGGACUCGGAGGAUCUCCCUCUAAACAUCUCCCGAGAAAUGUUACAACAAAGCAAAAUUUUGAAAGUUAUCAGGAAGAAUUUGGUCAAAAAGUGCUUAGAACUGUUCACUGAAUUGGCAGAGGAUAAAGAGAACUACAAGAAGUUUUAUGAGCAGUUCUCUAAAAAUAUAAAGCUUGGAAUUCAUGAAGAUUCUCAGAAUCGGAAGAAGCUGUCUGAGCUGUUGAGAUACUAUACAUCUGCUUCUGGGGAUGAGAUGGUUUCUCUCAAGGACUAUUGCACCAGAAUGAAGGAAAACCAGAAACACAUCUAUUUUAUCACAGGUGAGACCAAGGACCAGGUAGCUAACUCAGCCUUUGUGGAACGUCUCCGAAAACAUGGCUUGGAAGUGAUCUAUAUGAUUGAGCCCAUUGAUGAGUACUGUGUCCAACAGCUAAAGGAAUUUGAGGGGAAGACUUUAGUGUCAGUCACCAAAGAGGGCUUGGAACUUCCAGAAGAUGAAGAGGAGAAAAAGAAACAGGAAGAGAAAAAGACAAAGUUUGAAAACCUCUGCAAAACUAUGAAAGACAUCUUGGAGAAAAAGGUUGAAAAGGUCGUGUCAAACCGCUUGGUGAUCCCGUGCUGCAUUGUCACAAGCACCUAUGGGUGGACCGCAAACAUGGAAAGAAUCAUGAAAGCUCAAGCCCUGAGAGACAACUCAACAAUGGGUUAUAUGGCAGCAAAGAAACAUUUGGAAAUAAACCCUGACCACUCCAUUAUUGAGACCUUGAGGCAAAAGGCAGAGGCUGACAAGAAUGACAAGUCUGUGAAGGAUCUGGUCAUCUUACUGUAUGAAACUGCGCUUCUGUCUUCUGGCUUCAGUCUGGAAGAUCCCCAGACACAUGCCAACAGGAUCUACAGGAUGAUCAAACUUGGUCUAGGUAUUGAUGAGGAUGAUCCCACUGCAGAUGAUACCAGUGCUGCUGUGACUGAAGAAAUGCCUCCCCUUGAAGGUGAGGACAACAUGUCGCGCAUGGAAGAAGUUGACUAGGCUUCACUAGAAGAGCCACUACCUACCACUACCCCUUACUCAGUACUCACUUCAUUCCUUCCAAAUAUGUAUUUCCAGGACUUUAUUUUUGUUGACAUUUUAAAAAUAUGGCAUGAUAACUUAAGG
Messenger RNA from Jaculus jaculus (lesser Egyptian jerboa), 2324 nucleotides. Its product is annotated as heat shock protein HSP 90-alpha-like. NCBI's taxonomy places the organism in Eukaryota, Metazoa, Chordata, Mammalia, Rodentia, Dipodidae. Gene Ontology annotation, cellular component: myelin sheath; perinuclear region of cytoplasm; nucleus. Gene Ontology annotation, molecular function: disordered domain specific binding; ATP-dependent protein folding chaperone; ATP hydrolysis activity. Gene Ontology annotation, biological process: protein stabilization; protein folding; cellular response to heat. The record is from RefSeq and is a predicted model, not a curated record.